AUGAAUCAAACUCUUUUUUUUUUGAAGCAAUUAAGAAUCAAACUUGGUAAAGCAAAAAUGUCCCAAAAUUAUAGAGAACUCAAGUAUAUUUAACUUUUUCUAAUAAUCAUAAUAAAACCAUUUUUAAGUACUUUAUCCUACACGAGGCAUAAUAUUUGAGGUGUGCAAUACAGUUCACGUGGAAGGUAAAAGCCAAAAGCUAGUUCCCUUUAUGUAUGAACAACACACUUCAUCACUGCAGCCUCCAAUCAACACAAUAAUUCUUCAAGUUACUUGAAGCUCACUUCCACUUCAAUCUCCUUUUGUGAUCAAUUGGCUGCUUAUAAGUAUUAAAAAAAUGGCAACAGUGACUGCUUCAAGUAACAUAGUAUCCAGAAUUUCUCAUAUCAAUAUGUCAACUUUCUCAUGCGAGUCUAAAACGGCGGCACCAAUGAGACUUGGUUAUAUGAGGAAAGCUAAUACUCAUAAUGGACUCAGAAUUUUGAAUUCAUUGGAUGAGCUGUUAAACAGAACCUCAAUUAAAAUGAAGGGAGUGCAAUCAAGGAAGAAGGGUCUUCAGAGAAAGAGUGUUAGGCCUAAAGGUAUUAUAAUUUGUGGCUUGAAUUUGAUCUUUGUUGGAACUGAGGUUGCUCCAUGGAGCAAAACUGGUGGUUUAGGCGAUGUUCUAGGAGGUCUUCCACCAGCAUUAGCAGCUAAUGGGCACAGAGUUAUGACAAUCGCACCGCGCUAUGAUCAAUACAAAGAUGCAUGGGAUACAAGUGUAUCAAUUGAGAUAAAAGUAGGAGAUAGAAAAGAAACAGUUCGCUUCUUCCAUUGCUUUAAAAGAGGAGUUGAUCGCGUGUUUGUAGAUCACCCUAUAUUUCUUGAAAAGGUUUGGGGUAAAACUGGAACAAAAAUCUAUGGACCUGCGGCAGGAGAUGAUUACCAAGACAAUCAAUUGCGCUUUAGCCUCUUCUGUCAGGCAGCUCUUGAAGCAGCAAGAGUUCUGAAUCUCGAGAGCAAUAAAUAUUUUUCAGGACCAUAUGGUGAAGAUGUCAUUUUCGUCGCUAACGAUUGGCACACCGCCCUUAUCUCAUGCUACUUGAAAUCUAUGUACCAAUCAAUAGGCCUCUUUAGGAAUGCCAAAGUUGUUUUUUGUAUACACAACAUUGCUUACCAAGGAAGAUUUUCAUUCGCCGACUAUUCACUUCUCAAUCUCCCUGACCAAUUUAAAAGCUCCUUUGACUUCCUUGAUGGGCAUGUUAAACCAGUUGUUGGAAGAAAAAUCAAUUGGAUGAAAGCUGGAAUAUUGGAAUCUCAUUUGGUUUUAACUGUUAGUCCAUAUUAUGCUCAAGAACUAGUGUCAGGCCCAGAUAAAGGUGUCGAGUUGGACAACAUUUUACGCCGAACUGGUGUUGCUGGAAUCAUAAAUGGCAUGGAUGUUCAAGAGUGGAAUCCAGCCACUGACAAAUACAUAACUGUCAAAUAUGAUGAUUCGACAGUAUUGGAAGGAAAGGCUCUUCUGAAAGAAGCACUCCAGGCAGAAGUUGGUUUGCCGGUUGACAAAAAUAUUCCUCUCAUUGCUUUCAUUGGAAGGCUUGAAGAGCAAAAAGGUUCUGAUAUUCUUGUAGCAGCCAUUCCUCAAUUUAUUAAGGAGAAUGUUCAGAUAGUAGCCCUAGGAACAGGAAAAAAAGAAAUGGAAAAGCAACUUCAAGAACUUGAAAUAUCAUACCCUGACAAGGCCAGAGGAGUUGCAAAAUUCAAUGUUCCCCUAGCUCACAUGAUAAUUGCAGGAGCUGAUUUUAUAUUGAUUCCUAGUAGAUUUGAGCCUUGUGGUCUCAUUCAGUUACAAGCUAUGCGCUACGGAACAGUACCUAUUGUUGCCUCAACAGGUGGAUUAGUGGACACAGUCAAAGAAGGUGUCACUGGAUUUCAGAUGGGUUCUUUCAAUGUUGAAUGUGAUGCUGUGGAUCCAGUUGAUGUGGAUGCUAUAGCAAAGACUGUCACAAAGGCCCUUGCAGUCUAUGGAACUCAAGCUUUUGCAGAAAUCAUCAAGAAUUGCAUGGCUCAAGAUCUUUCAUGGAAGGGACCUGCUAAGAAGUGGGAGGAAGUUCUGCUAAGUUUGGGAGUUCCUGGAAGUGAACCUGGAAUUGAUGGAGAAGAAAUUGCUCCACAGGCAAUGGAAAAUGUGGCAACUCCAUGAUAAGAACAAAGAUGUGAGAAGUUUAUGCUAGUUUCAAUCUCUUGAAGUUUCAUGGAACAUCACCUUAUUGAUUGAGUGAUUAUAAGUGCAUUUUUUCAAUAUUAGCAUAUAGAGUUUAAACCUGUGCAUCUAAUUUGGAGAGUUUUAGAAUGAUAGAUUAUCAUUCAUUUUUGUAUUCUACCUUUCAGAUUGUAAUGUGUACUUUCUUCGACCGUGAAUAAGCAGGAAAAUAAUUCCUUAUAUUUUAGUGAAGGAUACCAUGGUUCAGUUGAA
Messenger RNA from Trifolium pratense (red clover), 2455 nucleotides. Its product is annotated as granule-bound starch synthase 1, chloroplastic/amyloplastic-like. NCBI's taxonomy places the organism in Eukaryota, Viridiplantae, Streptophyta, Magnoliopsida, Fabales, Fabaceae. Gene Ontology annotation, molecular function: alpha-1,4-glucan glucosyltransferase (UDP-glucose donor) activity. The coding region runs from base 338 to 2182 and encodes 614 amino acids. The transcript has 14 exons. The record is from RefSeq and is a predicted model, not a curated record.